AUGGAUUAUGAUGAACGCAAUGAUAAUGUGCCUAACGAUGAAAAUAAUAAUGAAGAAAAUUUUCAAAUUAAAUCUGCUAAAAAUGAAACUGGAAACGAUUUCGUGCUAGUUAACGGACGGAUUGAUUAUCAGUAUCGAUCAGAUAUUCUGAAGAAUUUAUGCUUAUACGAUUUUGUUACUGAUAGCUCUAUAGGAAGAGAAGAGCAGAAUAACCGCAGAAGUCGACCACCUAAUCAACGAUUUUCUUUUCAAAAACAACAUUCUCAAGCAACAACCUACCUAAUGAUAAAACAAACGAAAUAUCGUGUACGAAUCCUCUAUGGUCCUCAAAUACCUCGGUGGGGUCGUGAAGACACCCUAGAAAGAUAUUGUCGAGCUAUUCUUACACUUUUUGUGCCUUGGCGAACUGUAUCUGAUCUUUGUGAUGUGAACCAGAAAUGGGAAGAUGCACUUAACUCUCGUCAGCAUCAUAUAUCUGCGCACUCGCGCAAUAUCAUCGAUAAUAUUCAAAUUUUACAUGAAUGUAAGAAAGAUAGAGAUGAACACUUAGUGAAAGUGAUUACAGAAGCUCAAGUUGAGAACGACACAAUCGAGCCCGAACUGUUUCCGAAAAAUCAAAGCUCAUACGAUGAAUACGAUGAUACAAGUGAUAGCGAAGAUUUACUUGAAUUGCUCGGUAAUUUAAACGAUUCUACUACAGUUGCAAUGAACAGCAUGAAGAAAUCAACAGAAAAUGUGUAUAUAGAGGAAACUAUAGAAGCUGUAGAACAAA
Adineta ricciae is the source of this 772-nucleotide messenger RNA. NCBI's taxonomy places the organism in Eukaryota, Metazoa, Rotifera, Eurotatoria, Adinetida, Adinetidae. The record is from the annotation of a GenBank genome assembly.